Messenger RNA from Aethalodelphis obliquidens (Pacific white-sided dolphin), 1729 nucleotides. It is a transcript of the gene SLC25A26, whose product is annotated as solute carrier family 25 member 26. Lineage: Eukaryota; Metazoa; Chordata; Mammalia; Artiodactyla; Delphinidae. Gene Ontology annotation, biological process: transmembrane transport. Bases 889 to 1455 code for a protein of 188 amino acids. The record is from RefSeq and is a predicted model, not a curated record. The transcript is spliced from 11 exons.
GUUUAAUAUAUGAAUGUAAUCUUCAGUCGUUGGUCAAGUCCUCCUUUGGCUUUCACAUGGUUUUUAAUAUUGGCCUGUCAGAAAUAGGGCAUCAGCAAACUUGGAAGGAUAUUUACAGUAACAUAACACUAAAAAUGAUAACUGAUACUUAUUGGUAAUUGAGGCAGGCAUUUUGCUAAGCAUGUAACAGGCUCAUGUAGUUGUAUUUAAUUCUCAUUUAAUCUCACUCAGUUCUCAAAAACUCUGUGAAGUAUAGGUAGUAUUAUUUUUCCCCUUUCAUGCAUGAAGAAAUGUGGGCUUACCUAGGUUUAAUAGCUUUCCUAGGGAGACCCAGUUGAGAUUGAAGCCAGGUCUGCGUGUCUGUUGCCAAAGCUGUAGUCUAAGGCAAUAUUUAAUCUGAAAGAAUUUCUGGAGAAAUGGAAGAAUACGCAAGUCAAAUUCUAGAACCAUUAUUGUGUUCCUGAGAAUAGCCUUACCAAACAACACUGAUCCUGCGCAGUCUUUUCCAUCAGGAGGUGAUGAAAGGCACAGGAUUUCUGGAAAAGACACCCUGAAUAUACCACAAAGCUGUCACUGGAGCUGUGGAAUGCCAAGAAGUAUAGCAGCAGUUACUGAGUGCCUACUAUGUACUGGGUGCUGGGAACAUACUGGUGAACAAAACAGGCUGGUGGGGUAGCAGGUGUCUGUGUUGACUUGAUAUUAUUUCCUCUGGAUACCAUUAAAACCAGGCUGCAGAGCCCCCAAGGAUUUAAUAAGGCUGGUGGUUUUCGUGGAAUAUAUGCUGGCGUUCCUUCUGCUGCUAUUGGAUCCUUUCCUAAUGCUGCUGCCUUUUUCAUCACCUAUGAAUAUGUGAAAUGGUUUUUGCACACUGAUUCAUCUUCGUAUUUGAUGCCUGUGAAGCAUAUGUUGGCUGCCUCUGCUGGAGAAGUGGUUGCUUGCCUGAUUCGAGUUCCUUCUGAAGUAGUUAAGCAGAGGGCACAGGUAUCUGCUUCUUCAGGAACAUUUCACAUUUUCUCUAACAUCUUAUGUCAAGAGGGCAUCCAAGGAUUAUAUCGAGGCUACAAAAGCACUGUUUUAAGAGAGAUUCCUUUCUCAUUGGUCCAGUUUCCCCUGUGGGAGUCCUUAAAAGCCCUCUGGUCCUGGAGGCAGGAUCAUGUGGUGGAUUCUUGGCAGUCAGCAGUCUGUGGAGCAUUUGCAGGUGGAUUUGCAGCUGCAGUCACCACGCCUCUGGACGUGGCAAAAACCAGAAUCAUGUUGGCAAAGGCCGGCUCCAGCCCUGCAAGUGGGAACGUCCUCUCUGCCCUGCAUGGUGUCUGGCGGACAGGGGGGCUGUCGGGAUUAUUUGCAGGUGUCUUCCCUCGAAUGGCAGCCAUCAGUCUGGGAGGUUUCAUCUUUCUUGGUGCUUAUGACCAGACGCGCAGCUUUCUGUUGGAACUUGGCAGAGAGAGUCCAUGAAUCACAGACAGCCCCUGCCUUCAAGAAAGGGUCCUGCUGUGAGAACUGUUUCCCCUCCGGUGAGCAGCUGUUUGGCCAUCUAAACAACAAAACGCGGCGCUCAAGUCCAGUUCUGCUCAGAUUACGACAUGGAGAACGCAUCUUCCGUGCUGCAGGCUGGCCGGGAUGACGUCAUCGGCCUGGUUCCCAGAGUUCAGAGAGAAAAUGAUGUCCACAGCGGUACUUUGAACAGUUUUCUCAGAACCCCUUAAUAAACAAGUGUGGCAACGCUGAG